AUGUCAACUAAGCAAUUUGCCGGGCGUCUUCCGAGCGCUUGGAGACGAACAUUUCACACUUCUCGCUUGUUGAGGAAGCCUAUCAGUGAAAAUGGGACCAGCGCCGAACGAGCGUGGACCAACCCGGCAUAUCAUCAGACGAGGUGGAGCGGGCGCUCCGUGUUUGCUUUGACAGCCACCGCCAGCCUAUUAGGAUUCGGCCUUGCUUCUGCAACACUCCAAGGACCUCCUAAGCGUACUGUCACGCUUUUUGAUAGCAAGACACCAACACCUCAAUACGCAUCUUUGGAUGAGAUGGAAGACGCAUUAAAAGAGAUUCGUCGUGAACUUGCCAAAAAUGGUGAGGAAGAAGACAUCAUAAGCACAGAUCCAGAAGACCUUCUGGCUCAUGGCUAUUCCGAAUGGUCUACAACGAAUCCGGAUGGCUUACCGGUUGCGGUUGUCUAUCCGCGCUCGACAGACCAGGUAUCGAUCCUCGCGCGAGUUUGCCAUAAAUACCGGGUACCCAUUAUCCCCUAUUCGGGAGGUUCGAGCUUGGAAGGGAACUUCUCGGCCCCUUUCGGCGGCAUCAGCGUUGAUUUCGCGUACAUGGAUCAAAUUAUCCAAUUUAACAAAGACGAUAUGGAUAUUGUCGUCCAGCCAAGCAUUGGUUGGCAAGAUCUGAACGAUCAACUAAGCAGAAUGGGUAGCGGUCUUUUCUUCCCCAUUGAUCCUGGCCCAAGCGCCAAGAUCGGUGGCAUGAUUGGUACCAAUUGUUCUGGCACAAACGCAGUUAAAUACGGGACGAUGAAGGAUUGGGUCAUCAACUUAACUGUAGUCUUGGCAGACGGAACUGUCAUCAAGACGCGGAGACGUCCAAGGAAAAGUUCGGCAGGUUACAACCUUAACGGUUUGUUUGUCGGUUCCGAGGGAACUUUAGGCCUUGUUACCGAAGCUACUCUAAAGCUUGCCGUCGUCCCUGAGGAAUUCUCCGUGGCAGUGGUAACUUUUCCUACAAUUCGUGAUGCCGCUUCCGCGGCGGCGGAGGUCAUGCAGACCGGCGUCCCCAUCGCAGCCAUGGAAAUCAUGGACGAGGUCCAAAUGAAAGUCGUCAACUUAGGUGGAGCGACCGCGCCCCGGGUAUGGAAGGAAGUUCCGACGCUCUUCUUCAAAUUCUCAGGGACAAAGACCAGCGUAAAGGAAAAUAUCACCCGCGUUCAGGCCAUUGCCAAGAACAAUAAGGGCAGCAACUUCGAAUUCGCCAAGGAUCUCCGAGAGCAGAAGCUCCUGUGGUCGGCAAGAAAGGAAUCUCUAUGGUCAAUGCUGGCUUUGAGAAAGGAGGGCGAGGAAGUCUGGUCUACCGAUGUCGCAGUCCCGUUCAGCAGGUUGGCAGACAUCAUCGAAGUCAGCAAAAAGGAGAUGGACGACUUAGGUCUAUUCGCUAGUAUUCUAGGCCACAUCGGAGACGGUAAUUUCCACGAGAGCAUUAUCUACAACCGGACAAAAAAAGAUGAACUCGAUAAAGUAGAAAAGUGCGUAAAAAACAUGGUCAAGAGAGCAUUAGACAUGGAGGGGACUUGUACGGGCGAGCAUUCUAUCGGCUGGGGCAAAAAGGACUCGCUCCUAUUAGAGGUUGGCCCAGACACUCUAGGCGUCAUGAAGCAGAUCAAGUCGGCGCUUGAUCCCCUGUGGAUCAUGAACCCGGGCAAGAUCAUGGACUUCCCUUAA
This is a messenger RNA of Daldinia childiae, 1707 nucleotides long. RefSeq names its product D-lactate dehydrogenase [cytochrome], mitochondrial. Lineage: Eukaryota; Fungi; Ascomycota; Sordariomycetes; Xylariales; Hypoxylaceae. The record is from RefSeq and is a predicted model, not a curated record. Gene Ontology annotation, molecular function: FAD binding; D-lactate dehydrogenase (cytochrome) activity; D-lactate dehydrogenase (NAD+) activity. Bases 1 to 1707 code for a protein of 568 amino acids. Gene Ontology annotation, cellular component: mitochondrion. The transcript is spliced from 5 exons. Gene Ontology annotation, biological process: lactate catabolic process.